CUCCCAAUAAACAGGGGUCUGAUUAGUAUUAUCAGGUUGGCAGGCCGUCGUUGUUCUCGCCUGGUCCAGUUGUUCCCCGGCGCCCCACAGCGGACAGCUCUCAGGUCUCUCUCUCUCUCUCUCUCUUCAGGGUUCUGUCCUCUAUCCUCUCUCACGCUCCCUCUACUCUCUUCUCUCUUCUUCGGUGCACGGAUCCGUCGAAUCUUGGAUGUCCUGCCCCAGGUGGUCAUGUAAUCUACAUAUGUACAUGACCUGCAUCUCCUGCCAACAGCAAAAAUCCCACACCCAUUCGAUCGGGCAUCUCUCUCCCUCCACGUCUGUCGUCGUCCAACGCGUCCCGAUCCGGAAGUUCAUCGACUUUGGCGGGCUUCGACCUGCUCCCGACUCUGCUUUCAUCUCAUGACCGGCACAGGACCCGAUGCAGGGCCACACAGCUCCCCAGAUGGGCCCACUCCGCGUACGCCGCCCGGGAGUACUAAAGCAGAGUAUUGUCACCCCUGGUCACCACGCAGCGGUGCCGCAAGUCCAAAGUCCUCACCACCCGACUCGCCGUCGCUGAGUCUCCAUUCUCUGGGGAUGUCUCCGUUCUCCCCCUUGCUCCGGCACCUCUCGUCGCCCUUCGUCAGGUCGUCGUCGCCCCUGCAUCCUCCAGACCCAGACCCAGACUCAGACUCAGACUCGGAACCUUCAGACCAGGAGGACAUAGUGCAAGACAGUAGAGAUGUGCUCGUGCAACGCCUCAACGACCUCGCCGCUCAGCUCAGCCGGAAGGAGCGCCUUAAGGAGGAGAGCAUCAACAGUCUUCAUGCUAGGGUAGAUGAGAUGGAGACGGCCCUCUCUCUUACAGACCGUCCAGCGAAACGGGCCCCACCGAGAUCUAAGCCGGCCGGUUUGGCUCUCCAGACCCCUAAGAGUGAAGGCGACCCCUCUUGGGUGCCGCUGACACCCGGGCGGAUCAUACCCAGCAUCCCGAGCAUAUCGUUAUCCGCCCAGAAUUCUCCACCCAGGCGGGCAUUCGGGGAGAGUACCGAUACACCUGGGGCGAGAGCCGCUAACGAGGUUGGGAUGUCGCCAGAGCAGGCUAGACGAGUAGUUGCGGAGGUGCAGAACCUGUGCAAGGAGCUAGAAGCCGUCUCCGCGAAUCUGCGGGCUCGGCAGGAGGAGUCGGAUCAUAUCCACGAACUGCUCGUCACACGGGCUGAGCGAGCGGCCCAAAAAAUCAUCCAUCUCGAGAGGCGGAUCAAGGAACUUGAAAGCGAGCGGAACGAAGGUGAGAUGGAGAUGCUCAACCUACAAAUCCAGCUAAAGGCAAUCGAGGUUCAGUGCUUAAGCUAUGUGCCUGAGAAUGCGGACGAAGACCUGCGAGAGAGCAUUUCCACUUGGAAGACGGAGUGGGCUACCUUGAAGCGUAGGAGGGCGCGGAGGAAAGCUGGCGGGGGCGAAGAUGCUAGGACACCGGGGACUCCGACGAGACAUCCGAGGGACAUGGCCGCAGCAAGCUAAGUGCGGCGCGUGUGUGUACACCAUUCAUUACCUGUGGCAGGUGAGGCGGGUGGUCUGUUGGACCAAGACUGACCGGAGAGGCAAACGAAGACGACGAUCAGGCAUGUUUUCCCUCACCACCGGCUAGCUU
This is a messenger RNA of Durotheca rogersii, 1633 nucleotides long. RefSeq lists its product as uncharacterized. The record is from RefSeq and is a predicted model, not a curated record. The transcript has 3 exons. NCBI's taxonomy places the organism in Eukaryota, Fungi, Ascomycota, Sordariomycetes, Xylariales, Xylariaceae. The coding region runs from base 400 to 1503 and encodes 367 amino acids.